AGACCAAAUAUAUAUGUUCAUCGAUACCAAGUCUUACGAUGAUCGUGACGAACUCGGAAGAAGUCUGCUACCCUCUUUCAUGUACAAGUUUUGAACUGAACAGGAUGAGAUCUUGGAAUGAAGGCACUACCAGAUGGAGUGGUUGGAAUGCACCUAUGACAACAAAGAGCUUCCUAUGAUAGGUAACUUGCAAACAUUUGUCCUUAUAUUUGGAAGAGUCAAGGAACAAUAGUAAGAACAAUAAAAGGCAAGUGCCCCUAGCUAGGUGAAUACGCCUUUUGGGAGGAAGGGAGGGUAUUUAAUAGAAAGUGACAGACACACAAGUUAUAGCACAUUUUCUGUCAAGUCUUUUUCAAACGGGGUCCUCGAAUAAUGUUGCGUUGAAUAUGAAAUUGCUGGACAACUUGUACCUUUACGAGGGCUGGAAGGCGAUGGCGUUCUCUGCCUGCCUCUUGCCCUUCCUGGUAUCUUACCUUGUUACCACAAUUAAAUCUGUCAUUGCUGUGCGCAGUAAAAAUAAUGACAAAUCGCCCGCUAUUGAUCCAUCAGCGGAUUUUAUAUUUGGAAACCUUUUAGCCUUUUCGUUUGACACUCGUGGAUAUAUGGCACAUCUCAUGUGAGUAUAUGGCGAUUCAUCCAUGGCCAUCUGGGUUUGCUCAUAAAUGCGAUCAGAGAACGGUUCGGUCCUCAUGUACCUGUUCGAAUAAGAGUAGCCUCCGAUAGCUUUUAUUUUGUUUCAGGGCCUGAAUAUAUUCUCAAAUUGUUCCGCGGUUCUCGGGAUCUUACUGCCAUUCCUGCCAUGGCAGCUAUCGUGGAACGAAUAUUCGGCGCUCCCCCUGAAGCCAGUUCUGUGCUUUUAGACGAUAACACUGGAACCUCACCAAAGCCAUUGCUAGAUAGCAACCCUUUGCCUGGAGACCAGCGUUACCACCAUAUUUCACACCAUGCAUAUACUGAUAACCUUACUGGUGUGAGGUUGGCAGAAGUAGUAGCUCGGUUUCUAACGAAUCUUGGCACAGAAUUGGAUAAAAUUGGUGUGGUAACGAACGAAUGGCUGGAUAUUCCGGAUCUGUACUCCUUCAUACAAAAUGCAGUAUUCAAUGCUAACACGCUUGCACUUUGUGGGUCCCAUAUAUUUGAAGUCAAUCCUACAUUCACCGAGGACUUUUGGAACUUUGAUUCUCAGGUUGGAGGACCGCUGAAGGGUAUUCCAAGAUUUUUCAUACCCGACGCAUACAGAAUAAGAGAUAAAAUGGUCAAGAGUAUUCUUGAAUGGCAUCGAUCAGCAGAAGCACAUCUCGAUCAUAGCGACAAGGAACUUGAUAAGACGUCAUGGGAGCCUUAUUAUGGCUCAAGGCUUUUCCGAAACCGAGCACGCCAUCUUUCUAAGAUCAAUGGCUUCGGUGAUCAAGCUCGUGCGGCUAAUGAUCUGGGCUUGAUAUGGGGUGCAAAUUCCAAUAGUAUUCCAGCAAUUGCUUGGUGUAUUCUAGAUAUUAUUUGUCGUCCGGAUCUUCUCUCACAAGUCCAAGCUGAACUUGCUUCGAUUGAAAAACUACAUCCAACUGCAAAUUUCGACCAACGAAUGCCUGAUCUUCUAUCGAACCUCCUGCUCCAAUCAAUUUAUUGCGAGGAACUGAGAUUGCGAAAUGCUGCGGCGCUUCAACGUAGUACUGUCUCCUCCAACUUCAAGCUAGGUCCGUGGAAAUUUCCCAAAGAAGCCAUGAUUCUAGCAAGUAUCUGGUUUGCGGGUCAUGACAAGAACGUCUGGAACGAAGGCGCAAACGGAGAGCAUGAUGUUGAUAGUUUUUGGCCCGAACGUUUCAUUCUUUACCCCAAUAAUCCAUACAGCGGCCCAAGAAAAUCGGAUUCAGGUAAACAUCCAUCUGAAAAAAUCGCAAAACCUAAACUCACCACGGACACGGUCAGCGGCUCCUGGAUCCCUUAUGGAGGUGGUCAGCAAAUUUGCCCAGGUCGAUUUUAUGCAAAGCAAGAAUCUAUCGGAAGUAUAGCGAUGUUUUUGUCAAAAUUCGAGAUUGAGUUGACUGGCAAUAAAAAUCCUGAGCCGGACUUCAAGUACUUCUCAUUAGGGGUUUUACCGCCCAAGGGCAAGUUCCCAGCGAGAUUACGAAGAAGGCUUGGGAAGGUUGCCGAGUGAGUGAUGUCAUAUUAUACAUUUUAUUUUUGUAAUGAUAUCUUUUUUCGGUGCCCUCUAGUUGGCUUCA
Botrytis cinerea B05.10 is the source of this 2222-nucleotide messenger RNA. RefSeq lists its product as hypothetical. Bases 387 to 620 code for a protein of 77 amino acids. NCBI's taxonomy places the organism in Eukaryota, Fungi, Ascomycota, Leotiomycetes, Helotiales, Sclerotiniaceae. The record is from RefSeq and is a predicted model, not a curated record. The transcript is spliced from 2 exons. Gene Ontology annotation, molecular function: heme binding; steroid hydroxylase activity; oxidoreductase activity, acting on paired donors, with incorporation or reduction of molecular oxygen.